AAACCCUCGAUCCUCGUGCAAGCCUCAGUCUCUCUCUCUCUCUCUCUUUCUCUCUCUCUCUCCCUCCAUUUUCAUCUCCGUCUCCACUCCUCCUGCCUCUAUAUCUGUGUCAUCUUCUCUCCAUUUCUCUUCACCAAAUGAAUCGUCUUCUGUAACUCUCUCUCUCUCUCUGUCUCUCUCUCUCAAGUUUGCUAUUUCCAAAGAGAAACAAGUGAAAGCGAAACCCAAUAAGCUCUUCUUUUGAUUAUCUCCCACCACCGACGACAUGAACGUGGAUUCUUCUCAGACCCAAAACUGGCUUGGUUUCUCUCUUUCCAGCCAUCAUCACAUGAAUAUGAGUAUCCCCUCUUCUGAUACCUCUCAGCUUUGUUUCUUUGAAGCGUUUAACUCCACCACUGCCCCAGUUAGUGUUGUGGAUAGAGCACAAGAAGAAGAUGCAACUGCUGGGAAUACUGUAACAGACCUCUCUAUAUUUACAAGAACGGGACCUAAGCUCGAGGACUUUCUCGGUUGUUCCACUACUGCACCACCUCCACAACCACCACAGCCUCCCCCCCUUCCACAGGCUAUUUGUCAGUUCCAUACUGAAACACCCGUGACUACUGCUUCUGACACUUCUGAGAUAUAUGAUUCUGAGCUCAAAACUAUAGCAGCUAGUUUCCUUCGUGGUUUUUCUUCGACUACUGAUCAAACCGAUACAACCCAAAAACGAACCCCCCUGGCUCAGACUGAAUCUGCACCAAGAAAAACUGUUGAUACCUUUGGCCAGCGUACAUCAAUCUACAGAGGAGUCACCAGACAUAGGUGGACAGGUAGAUAUGAAGCUCAUUUAUGGGAUAAUAGCUGCAGAAGGGAAGGCCAGAGCAGAAAAGGAAGACAAGUUUAUUUGGGUGGCUAUGAUAAGGAGGAGAAAGCAGCUAGAGCUUACGAUCUUGCAGCUCUCAAGUAUUGGGGUCCGACCACCACCACAAACUUUCCGAUUUCUAACUAUCAGAAGGAACUAGAAGAGAUGAAGCACAUGACUAGGCAAGAGUUUGUUGCUUCACUUAGAAGGAAAAGUAGUGGUUUCUCAAGAGGAGCUUCUGUUUAUAGGGGUGUGACAAGGCACCAUCAACAUGGUCGAUGGCAAGCAAGGAUUGGACGAGUUGCUGGCAAUAAAGAUCUUUAUCUGGGAACUUUCAGCACUCAGGAGGAAGCUGCCGAGGCAUACGACAUUGCAGCAAUCAAAUUUAGAGGCCUGAAUGCUGUAACCAACUUUGACAUGAGUCGCUAUGACGUAAAAAGCAUAGCCAACAGCAAUCUUCCCAUUGGAGGAAUAUCCAACAAGUCCAAGAAUUCUUUGGACUCAGCUUCAGACAGUAAAAGCAUUGAUGGGUGUAGAUCGGCUGACGAUCGAGAUCUCUCGUCCGCAUCCUCGGUAACAUUUGCAUCUCAGCCUCCUGCUACCUCUGCAUUAAGCUUUGCAUUGCCUAUCAAGCAAGACCCAUCUGAUUAUUGGUCCAAUAUCCUUGGAUGCCAACGCGGUACUAGUACUUCUUGUUCUUUAAACAGUAUUGGUAAGAGCACUAAUAGCAACGUUGCUCAAAGUGUUCUGUUUCAAUCUUCCACCAAUUUUCCAAGCACAACAGCCUUCAGUAUGGACUUUAAUAAUGGAAGUUCUACAGUGAAUGAAAGCAACAACAAUGGGUUACUUUUUAGUGGUGGCUACCUUCAGCAACAAAGUGGUGGAGUCAGUGGUGGUGGUGGUGGUGGUGGUAUUAGUACAAAUAGUUCAAGUUCAGUCCCAUUUGCCACACCUGUUGCUUUAAAUAUUAGUGGUAGCAGUUACGAGGGCAAUUCUAGUUAUGGAAGCUGGAUUGCGCAAUCUUUACAUUCUUUCCAAUCUGCAAAACCAAAUCUCUCGAUGUUUCAGACCCCAAUUUUUGGCAUGGAAUGAGAUCAUCAAAAGAGGAGAGAGGGUAUGGGAAUGAGAAUCUCUGCAAAAAAUGUAAGUGGAGGAGGCUAGUGGUGGUGGUGGUGGUGGUGGUGGAGGAGGAAGGAGCAUAUGCAUGCAGAGAUUGGUGGGUCUUGAACUUUUUUAGUUGAAGAGAGAGAUGAGAUGGGAAAUGAUGUGUUGGUGGGACUGAUUCCAGCAUUUGACAGGAGCUGACCGUGCUAACUGAAGUUCUUUUCUUUCUUGCUCAUGGUCUUUGGUUCUUUUUUUUUUUCCUUUCCCUUUUGCUUUUCUGUAAUUUUGUUUUCUUUACUGACAUGAAUUUACUUGGGUAUAAAUGAAAAUGAAAAAAGAGAUCCUUUUGUAA
This is a messenger RNA of Hevea brasiliensis (rubber tree), 2300 nucleotides long. RefSeq names its product AP2-like ethylene-responsive transcription factor AIL5. Gene Ontology annotation, molecular function: DNA-binding transcription factor activity; DNA binding. Gene Ontology annotation, biological process: regulation of DNA-templated transcription. The transcript is spliced from 9 exons. The coding region runs from base 266 to 1936 and encodes 556 amino acids. NCBI's taxonomy places the organism in Eukaryota, Viridiplantae, Streptophyta, Magnoliopsida, Malpighiales, Euphorbiaceae. The record is from RefSeq and is a predicted model, not a curated record.